Messenger RNA from Trematosphaeria pertusa, 2714 nucleotides. RefSeq names its product DUF726-domain-containing protein. Lineage: Eukaryota; Fungi; Ascomycota; Dothideomycetes; Pleosporales; Trematosphaeriaceae. Bases 408 to 2570 code for a protein of 720 amino acids. The transcript has a single exon. The record is from RefSeq and is a predicted model, not a curated record.
GAAGAGUUGGGGGAUAGGGGGGCUCAAUAGCUAGUGCUAUAAAGUGUGUUGUCUACGGAGCGCCGUCAAAUGUUCCCAUUGUUAUACGAGGCAGGAUGUCCGGCCAGCGGUUUAUGGGCACGCGGAAGACCUAGGAGAUAUACCAACUAGGAUAUGUGCUAUAACGACUAGCAAAUGGAACCACCCGUGGACCUAGUGCUCUGCGUAUGUCACUUCUCAUUUGGGUCAGAAGCCAGGGAUCGUAGGGCUUAGCGCGGACCCACUUAAUCGCGCCGCCCCGCCCUGGGCUCGACGUCAUCCUGGCAACACAUCUACAACACCAAGAGCUCCAGUUGCACAUACUUCAGUGCCUCUUCGGCCCAGUAUACCUCCUCUUCUUCGCUUACGGUUCUCCUUAAUAUACGAUAAUGGACGGCCUGACAUCCAAAUUACCCUUUGGGCACUCCAAACCGCCCGCUCAUUCCGACGAAACGUCGCUCACCACCCUGCUCUCGGCAGACCAAUGCGCCGAUCUUACGUUCUUAAUCGCUACUAUAACAGCUACCAUGCGGAAGUCGCUGCUCGACACAUUCACCGCCGAAGAAACAUCUCCAGAUUCGAAACCGGUCAAGUCAGAAGAAGCAGCCUUAGCAGCCGCACCUUCCAAUCUAGAGCAGGUCGAUAUCGAGAAGGAAGACAAGCAAAGGAAAGAGAAUGAGAAGAGGGAAGAAGAUGCGAGAAAAGAGCUAGCAAAGCCAGAGGUUCAAGACCUGAAGAAGGAGAUGUUGAAGUACUUCGAUGAAUGGAGAGGAAGAGUGAUAAUCCGGGUGGGCGAGGUCGUGAACUCAAGGGAAGAGGCCAAAGAGCAGACGAAGCAGGUGAAGGACAAGGAUGUGGAAAGAGAGCUGAAGAGGUCGGAUACAGGCUUGAAGAGCAUUACGGCCAUUGAUGAAGAAGGUGAAGAUGAGGAUAAAGUCUUCAAGGGUUUGUACCCGCCUGUGGAGACUUCGUUGACGCAGCUGGAGGAAGACAAGAGGACGUUGGUGCUGCACUCAUUAGUACUCAUCCUCCUUUCUUUGGAAAACUACUCGGCACAUUCGCGCAUCCUGCUUCUCCAUCUCGCUAGCUCGCUCAGGUUGAAGCUCGCCGUCCUGAAGAAAGACGAGGAGGCUGUUGCCCGAGGACUGCUAGAAGCGGCUGCUCAACAGCUCAACGCCGACGCCGAAACCAAGAAAGCAGCCGAGGCUUCAAGUACAGCUCGGAAAUGGAAAGUCGGUCUUGCAAGCGUAGCAGGCGCUGCUCUGAUCGGAGUAACAGGCGGACUCGCCGCCCCGCUCCUCGCAGCCGGUGUAGGAACGGUCAUGGGUGGGCUGGGGCUCGGAGCUACGGCCGCUGCAGGCUAUCUCGGCACUCUGGCUUCCUCAUCCGUCCUCGUGGGCGGAUUGUUCGGCGCAUACGGUGCGCGAAUGACUGGCAAGGCGAUGGACGAUUAUGCAAAGGAAGUCGAAGACUUCGGUUUUAUCCCCGUCCACCAUCACCACAAACCGCGCAAGCUAGAGAAGGAGUUCCGACGUCUACGCGUCGCAAUUGCAAUAUCCGGAUGGCUGAACAGCAAGGAAGAUGUCGUCGUUCCAUGGCGCUACAUCGAGCCCGGCAUUGAAGGAUUCGCACUACGAUGGGAACUCGAGGCCCUACUUAAGCUUGGCAACUCUAUGGAAUCCUUCGUCAAGAGCGCGACGUGGUCCUAUGCAAAGGGCCAAAUUAUCAAACGAACCGUGUUCGGCGCUCUAAUGCCAGGCAUGUGGCCGUUGGGCUUACUCAAGAUAUCCUCCAUCCUCGAUAAUCCAUUUUCGGUGGCUAAGUACCGCGCCGACAAAGCAGGAGAGGUGCUCGCCGACGCCCUCAUUAACAAAGUGCAGGGCGAGCGUCCCGUAACGCUAAUCGGGUACUCACUCGGAGCCCGCCUCAUCUUCGCUUGUCUGCAGAAGCUCGCAGAGAGGAAGGCAUUUGGUCUUGUAGAGAGUGUGGUACUAUUAGGCUCACCAUGUCCGUCCGAUGCCGAAGAUUGGCGACUGAUCCGCUCUGUCGUAAGCGGCAGAGUGGUCAACGUCUUCUCGACAAAUGACUACAUACUCGCCUUCCUCUACCGCACCUCCUCCGUGCAACUCGGCGUGGCAGGUCUGCAACCCGUCCUCGGCAUCCGCGGCAUCCAAAACGUCGACGUUUCCGAAGUAGUCUCCGGACAUCUCCGCUACCGCUACCUCACGGGCUCCAUCCUCAAGAAAAUCGGCUUCGAAGACAUCGAUAUCGCCGCCGUCGAGCAGGAAGAGAGCGAAAUGAAAGCCGUGGAGGAGAUGGAGGAGAAAGAACGGGAGAAGAAUGAGGGGAAGAAGAAGAGCGAAGAUGAAGAGAAGGAGGAACUGGAGAAGGAGGUCGAGAAGAAAAAUCGGGAGAGCAUUAUGAGUUGGAUGAAAGAGAAGAUGAAAGUGGGGAGCAUGUGGGGGAGUGGGAAGGAGGAGAAGAGCGAAGCAGAGAAGAUGUCGGAGUUGGAGAAGGCGCAGAAGAAAGAGCAGAAGGCAGCGAAGAAGUAGCUAUUCUCAUAUGCAUGGAUGCCGGGGAUUGGUCUGGCGUUGCUGAUACAUCUUGUAGACGUGGGUAUAUGGAUGGUUGGGUAUAUGGAUAAAAGGGGUUACAGUUAUGCAAACUUCACACAUCGUCCGCCUUCAUUUGCACAA